AUGGAUUCAGGAAAUAGUGACAAAGAAGCUGAUAAUGAUCUAUUGCAUCAGAGCAAUGUCGCGCUUCUGUUUCAGGGCACUCUUGAAUCAGCUCCUCAGUUUAUCAUUCAGCUGUACGCCAUGGUUGUUCAACAGGAAUCCGUGACGAUCGUUCAAAUGGUUUCCCUGCCCGUGUCUUUCCUCAGCUUGGCUUGGGCGUCUACUGUUGGCGAUGAGAUCAUUCACUACAAUGCAGGUGUCACUAAUGCGGGGCGAAAUUUAAUACACAGACUACUUCGCUUUGCAACACAUGUAUUCCUUUUGAGCAGUCGACUGUUUGCCAUUGCUUUGUUCACCGUACGAUACAAGUGGUGGAUUACCAAAGUUUUGAUCCUCCAUUCUAUGGCGAUAGUGGUCUGUGAUAUCAUCUGGUUUUAUCCCCGAACACAGUGUAAUGCGAAAGCACUGGAAGCUGCACGUUUAAUAGCUUCCUAUUUCUGCCUUCAUUGGCUGCGAGAUGACAUAGCAGUUAGAAUACAUGAGGUACCAAGAGAAAAUCGAAAGAAAGAACUGAGAAUUAUACAGUUGUUUUCCAACGUACUGUUUGUGAUAGAAAGCAUCACCAUGAUCCUGUUGUUUUAUUUCAGUCAUUUCCCUCACACCUGGUACUCCUUACCAGUCACCAUCUGCGUCUGUCUGUUUACUGUUCUUGGAGCCAUAAUGAGACCUACUCAUUUUUAUUUUUUAUCGAAAAAGUUAAAUAAUAAUAGCGAUGACUUUUAUUCUUAACUAACUUGCUAAUAAUUACUCUUGUAGCCUAAUCUAAUUCGAGGGAGUACUAAUGUCACAGAGUAGUGCUGUUCCAAAUCUGAGAACAAUGCAAAUGUUCUAAAGCGUUCUGUUUGGGAAAUAUCAUCACGUUCCUGUUUUUUUCUCUUCCGGGUUCGGAGCAAUUCCAGUCACUGUUAACGAAGAAAUAAAAACAUGCUGACGAAGUAGUUAGUCAUUUACCGCAAUCUAGAAGCUGGAAAAUGAAGCGAUAGAUGACAGUGUGAACUUGGAUUGGAACACCUCAAAUUAGUUGUGCAUGAUCUGUGAUCAUAAUGUAUUCCGACUCAGAGCAACCGUAUUAGUUCUUCUUAUAUUGAUUUACCGUGGUUUUUUUUUUUUUUUUUUUCCAGUGGUUUUUUUUUUUUUUUUUUACCGUACUUGUACAUGUUUAUUUGUAGGACUUUUAGUAACAUUGGCGAAUUCAUUAGUCUAAACUAAACUGGACUAGACUCGGACUCGGUACACUGCACGAAAAAUUUGAUUUACAUCAAAUUUACUCAGUGCAAAUUUGGUUCAAAAAAGUGCAAACUUAGGUUAAAUAUAAGGCAAAGAUGGUAAAUACCGCAUUUGCCCUCAAAUUUACAACCCCAUGUAAACUGGCAAGCAAAUGCUGUAUUUACCGUUAUUUAUUUUCAUCUUUGCCUCUGAUUUAUAUAUACUCCUAGUUUGCACUUUUUUGCACCAUAUUUGCACCGAGUAAAUUUGUGUAAAUCUAAUUUUUCGUGCAGUGGUAUAGACUAGUCUUUACUAUAGACAAAACCAAACUAGUAAGCUGAAAAUAAACUUGUAGCUCCCUCUAAGUAUGUACCGAAAAUAACACUCUAAAUCGCUAUUUUAUCGAGUCAUUUUUUCUUGUAUACUUGAUCAUCCGUUCACUUAAAACUGAACGGAAGAUAUGCAGAUGAGAAUACACAAAACAUUUUGCUUAAUGGAUGUUGUCUACUUUUUGAGAAGUAUCUGUAAGAAAAUACAUCUUUUUAUAUCUUGAAAUCGGCCGAGAAACAGGCCAAAGUUUGGAAAAAAAGUCUUCGAGGAGGUAAGCUUACAAAUAUUUUGCAUGAAUAAUAAAACAUUUAUUGAAUUUGGUUUUAUGAUGCACAUCAAUUGGAAGUAAGGCCUUUUCCCUUCUAAUAUGUCUUGAUGGCCGGGGCGAUCCGGUGGGAGGGCGGUGGUGAACCGCUUGAAUUCAGAAAUGAUUACCUUAUACCAUAUUAUUUUCAGUUGAAUUUUAGACCGUAACGCUAAGAAACCUCAAGUUAUCACAGCUGCUAACAAAUUAACAGCAAAUAUGAACUUGUAAUACAGUCCUUAAUGAACUAUUACCAUAUCAACAUUACGUGUCAUGAGCCACAAAAGCGCCCCGGGAUCAAAAUUAUGAUAAUGCUCUGUUUUGCGUGUAAAAAAAGGAAACAGGUCUGAAGUGUUAAACAAAACCAAUUUGACAGAAACAGCUUUGUUUUAAAAGUUUCCUAACAGAUUGACCGAACUUAUCCACGAAAUGUGUUGCCUGCAGACUAAGCUUACUAUUCAACAAAAAUUCCGGUUUCUUGAAAUUUCGAAACCCCAUGUUCCCAAAGGAACGGCACAUUACGACCCAAUCCAAGGUACCGCGCUUUUGGUUAUCGUACUUGUAAGCAGCAUACAAAAGAGCGGUACUUGGUAUAGCAAUUUGGCAAAUGGAAAGGAACCCAGUAGGACCGAUGAAAUUGGACCAUCUUCAGUGGUGUUGCCAAAUAUUCCGAUCGGACUAAACCGAAAUGAUCCGUUCCAUUUGAUUUCUAACCGAAGUUUCCGCAAUUUUGGGCUGAAUGAAUGGAAAGCGCCCAAAAGUAGCUUAUGAUGAUUUAUGAUCACACGUCACGAGAUAAUUUGUUAAGACACUGAUUCUCUUUUGUGAAAAUAAAUGAAGUAUAAAACAUGAACUGCCAUUCACUACGAAUUUCCAUUUUAAUUCAAUAAGUGCAUUUUAUGGGUCACAUAGUUCACAACUUUCCCAACCAUGAUAAACACGAGUCAAUGAGACAGGACGUUCUUUAUUGUUUUGUGCAGUCAGCAGCUAAGUCAGAAAGGUCAAAGAAAUGGCGGAAAACGAACUCAAAUGGUACGAUAUCUUCGUGGUUCUAUUUGGAAGGAUUCUUAGCUUUGCCGACCCCAUUACUGAUACUCUUACACUAGUAGAAUUCUACCGCGCAGAUCACAAGACGUGGUUCGGUGUGGGGCUAAUAUUCAUUAUUUUGCCAUGUUUGUUUUUUCUUUUUGCUAACUGUAACUUUGAAUGUGUGAGCGAUGAUCAAGAAUUAAAACAGGAAGGCUGCGUGUCGAUUGCUUGCAAAGGCACUUGUGUUUUAGUCUGUGGAUGCAAUCCACUCCUUCCGGCCUGGCUGAAACUGCGAACGCUGUAUGUCUACCUAAAGAAGUUACUAAAACGGCUCAGUCAAGGUAAUAACAUCGAUCAAACGGAUAAAGACUUGGAUGAGCUACUGUGGUCAAGAAAAUUGGCUGUUCUGGCUGAGGCCGCUCUUGAAUCAGCUCCUCAGUUUAUUAUUCAGCUGCACGCCAUGGCUGUUCAACAGCAAUCGGUGACGAUCAUUCAAAUGGUUUCCCUGCCUGUGUCUUUCCUCAGCUUGGCUUGGGGGUCUAUCGUUGCUGAUGAGUUUCUUCACAUUGCCGAAGGAGAGCUCGAUUACAGCUUUAAAGAUACAGUUCUACUUUUUGUAACGCACUUAUUUACUUUAAGCAGUCGACUCUUUGCAGUAGCUUUGUUCACCGUAAGCUACACGUGGUGGGUCGCUGGUGUUCUGAUCGUUCACUGUACGGUGAUAACGAUAUGUGACACCGUUUGCCAAUGUAAAGGACAAAGCUUUGGCUGCACAAAGGCAUUUUUAUCGGUUUUCUUUGUCUGCUUCCAUUGGCUACGAGAUGAUUUGUCAUCGAGAAUAGAUGACAAACAUGCAAGAAGAAUGCGGUUGGUCUCCAACGUGCUCUUUGUGAUAGAAAACAUCAUCAUGAUCCUGUUGUUUUAUUUCAGUCAUUUCCCUCACACCUGGUACUCCUUGCCAGUCACCAUCUGCGUCUGUUUAUUUGCUGUUCUUGGAGCCGUUAUGAGACUUACUCACUUCUUCUUCUUAGAGAAGGAAUAA
Messenger RNA from Porites evermanni, 3950 nucleotides. The record is from the annotation of a GenBank genome assembly. Lineage: Eukaryota; Metazoa; Cnidaria; Anthozoa; Scleractinia; Poritidae.